Chara braunii is the source of this 926-nucleotide messenger RNA. The record is from the annotation of a GenBank genome assembly. NCBI's taxonomy places the organism in Eukaryota, Viridiplantae, Streptophyta, Charophyceae, Charales, Characeae.
GCGACCCUCGACGACGGCCCGCAACAGCGAUGACGAUGGCGACGAUCGCUUGGUAUGCGAUGAUGGCGACGUCCGCGGUGACGAUGACAAUCCCGACGACGAAGGCGAUGAUGUUCGGAAAGGCGAUGAAGGCGGUGAAGACGACGGGCGAGAUGAUGUGCACGCCGGCGACGAUUUCGUCGAAGACGACUGCCAAGAUAACGCAAGCAGUGAAGAUGGCUACGUUGGCGACGGACGUGGUGACGAUGACGAUGACGGCGACGAAGGCGGUGACGAUGGAGACGAUGGUGAUGAAGGCAACGACGUUAACAAAAAGCGAUGAUGACGAUGAUGGCGACGAAGGCGCUGAUGAAGGCUACGAAGGCGACUCACGCAGCGAAGACGACUGCAAUGGCGACGGAACAAGCGCGGCGGGCGGCGCGGACUGCGUCAGGGAGAGAGAGAGAAUGCUUUCGUGCAUUUGCGAAGAACGCCCGCGUCCUUAUAAACAUGUGUCACGCGGGGUGGACGGCAACGAAGGAGCAGUGGGAAGGCCAGUCCAAAGUCAUUUCCAUGCUCCACCAAACGAUACGAAAAGCGCAGGGUCAUCGCAGGGGGCGAGACGAAAGGCGAAGGGUCGCGGGCGAGACGGCCGUGCAUCCGCUGCACCGCCACCCAUCGUCUCGCCUCCCUUCGUCGAUUGUGGACACGGAGGGACCCCACAGCCCGAAAUUCUGCCCCCAUAAAUGACUCCAUCCCACUCCCCCAUUGUCCACACUCCAUGCCGGCCAGGAACGUACCCGACGGCCAAACUCUUUCUCUUAUACACAUCUAGAUGUGUAUAAGAGACAGUCCCCCUCCCGACCUCCGAAAUAUAGCACCCCACCCGACGAUCUACCAGGGCGCGAAAAGAGGUAAAUAAACCAAAACAAAACACAUAACACAAG